UUUACUAGAGCGGCGCAGAAAAGUGUCUCAAAGAGGCUUUUCAUCGCGCUGGAUGUGAAAAUCAAGCCGACUAAAGCCAAAAAAGAGGACGAGAGAGAGAGAAAGAAAAAGAAGAGAGAGAGAGAGACAGAGAGAGAGAAAGAGAGAAGACCUGGCGUUUAAUCGUUGUGGAUUGUAUCAGCGAGUUCUUCCCUCUCUUGUUGGUUUAUUUUGUUUUGUUUUGUUUGUUUGUUUGUUUGUUUGUUGUUUUGUUCCUCUGGAGGGAGAGUGUGAAUGAAUGUUUCUCUCGGGUGAGGAGCUCGUGAAAGCCGCGUGAAUGUACAGCAUGAUGAUGGAGACGGACCUGCACUCGCCGGGCGCGCAGACGACCGGGAGCGCGGCGGGGUCGCACGCGGGGCCGGUGGCGAUAGGAGGAGGAGGAGGUGGAGGAGGAGGAGGGGGGGGCAAAGCCGCGGGGCAGGAGCGCGUGAAGCGGCCCAUGAACGCCUUUAUGGUGUGGUCGCGCGGGCAGCGGCGCAAGAUGGCCCAGGAGAACCCCAAGAUGCACAACUCGGAGAUCAGCAAGCGUCUGGGCGCCGAGUGGAAGGUGAUGUCCGAGGCCGAGAAGCGGCCCUUCAUCGACGAGGCCAAGCGGCUGCGCGCCAUGCACAUGAAGGAGCACCCGGACUACAAGUACCGGCCCCGCCGGAAGACCAAGACGCUGCUGAAGAAGGACAAGUACUCGCUGGCCGGCGGCCUGCUCGGGGCGCCGGGGAUGAGCCAGAGGGGGCUGGAGAGCCCCGGCGGCCUCGGUGUGGGCGGCGGCAGCGCGAGCGUUGGCGCUGCGGCGGGCUACGCGCACGUGAACGGCUGGACGAACGGCGCGUACGCGGCGGCGGCAGCGAUGAUGCAGGAGGCGCAGCUGGCCUACGGAGGACAGCACGCGGGAGCGGGGGGAGCAGGAGGAGGAAGCGCGCACCCGCACCACAUGCACCCGCACCACCACCCGCACCACCAUCCGCACCACAGCGCGCAGCCCGUGCACCGCUACGACAUGAGCGCGCUGCAGUACAGCCCCAUCUCGAACUCUCCGGGCUACGUCAGCGCCUCGGCGGCCUCGCCGUACGGCGGCCUCGCGUACGCGCAGCACCACCACCACCACCACCAGAGCGCCGCCUCGCUGGUCAAGGCCGAGCCCAGCGCCAGCCCGCCGCUCGCCGCGCACUCGCGCGCGCCCUGCCCCGGAGACCUGCGGGACAUGAUCAGCAUGUACUUACCGGCGGCGGCGGCGGCUGGAGGCGCGGAGGCUGCCGAGCAGACGGUCCAGAGCAGACUGCACGCGCUGCCGCAGCACUACCAGAGCGCCGCGGCCGGCAUCAACGGAACUGUUCCUUUAACACACAUUUAAAAACUGAACGAAACGUUAAAAAAGAGUGAAUGAAUGAAUGAAGAAAAAGAGAAA
This is a messenger RNA of Colossoma macropomum (tambaqui), 1441 nucleotides long. It is a transcript of the gene sox1b, whose product is annotated as SRY-box transcription factor 1b. Gene Ontology annotation, biological process: cell differentiation; anatomical structure morphogenesis; regulation of DNA-templated transcription. The transcript has 2 exons. NCBI's taxonomy places the organism in Eukaryota, Metazoa, Chordata, Actinopteri, Characiformes, Serrasalmidae. The record is from RefSeq and is a predicted model, not a curated record. Gene Ontology annotation, molecular function: DNA-binding transcription factor activity, RNA polymerase II-specific; RNA polymerase II cis-regulatory region sequence-specific DNA binding. The coding region runs from base 317 to 1387 and encodes 356 amino acids.